CGCAGUCGAGUAUGGCAUUUAAAAAUCAACUCAUUUUGGGCUUCUGCCUUUUGGCAGUUGCCUUGUCUUCCGGAGAGAGAGCACGUUAUGACAAUUAUCGCGUCUACAAGACCAUCGCCUCCACUCCAGCUGAAUUGGAAGUCUUGAAAAAUUUGGAAGGUGCCAGUGAUUCCAUUAUGUUCUUGGAUGGCAUUCACCUGAUCAACCAGGACAUCAGCGUUGUUGUGGCUCCCCACAAAGUUCCCGACUUUUUGGAAAUUAUGGGCACCAAUGAAAUUGAAUACGAAUUGUUGGAGAGCAAUUUACAAAGUCAAUUGGAAGGUGAUGAGGAACAAGUAGCUAAGUCGGAUUCCAAUGCCCGCGCUGUAUCCUAUGGCUGGUCCCAAUACUACCAAUUGGAUGAUACCUACAAGUGGAUGCAACAAUUGGCUGUUGAAUAUCCCAGUAUUGUCACUUUAGUGGAAGCCGGCAAAACCUACCAGGGCCGUUCCAUUUUGGGUGUUAAAAUUUCCAAGAGCCAGAGCGCCAAGCCUGGUAUUUUCAUCGAAGCCGGUAUCCAUGCUCGUGAAUGGAUUGCUCCUGCCACCGCCACAUAUUUGAUCAACCAAUUGCUCACCUCGAAUGUGGCCAGCGUAAAACAAAUCGCUGAGAACUACGAUUGGUACAUCUUCCCUCACGCAAAUCCCGAUGGCUAUGUCUACACUCAUACCACCGAUCGCAUGUGGCGCAAGACUCGUGCUCCCUAUGGCAGCUGCUUUGGUGCCGAUCCAAACCGCAACUGGGGCUUCCAAUGGAACACCGUGGGCUCCAGCAACAAUGCCUGCUCCGAUACCUAUGCCGGUCCCUCUGCCUUCUCAGAAAUUGAGACUCGCUCCUUCUCGCAAUACAUCGAAAGUUUAAAGGGCAAGAUUUUCUUGUACAUCUCCUUCCAUGCCUACUCACAAUAUCUGCUGUAUCCCUAUGGACACACUUCGUCAUUGCCUUCAAACUAUAAGGACUUGAAACAAGUAUUCGAUGCUAGCAUUGCUGCCAUGGGAAAACGCUAUGGCACCAAAUACACCGGAGGCAAUAUCUACGAUGCCAUCUAUCCUGCUUCGGGUGCCAGUGUUGAUUGGGCCUAUGAGAAGGUUGGCACAAAGAUGUCCUUCUGUUAUGAGUUGCGUCCAUCUUCCAACUCGGUUGUAACCGGUUUCAAGUUGCCCGCCGCUCAAAUUAUUCCCACUGGUGAGGAAACCGUGGACUCCAUUACCGCUAUGGUUAACGAAGUUCAGAAGUUGGGUUACUUCAAAAAUUAGUGGGACUAUAUACAGCGAUACACUGAAAAAAAUGUUGAAUAUUAUAAAUCGUAGUAAAUAAUUCAGACCAAAUAAGUAAAUGAUAAAGAAAAUGAAAUAAAUACACGGAUGCAGCAAAACUAUGUGUAA
Molecule: messenger RNA, 1424 nt
Organism: Stomoxys calcitrans (stable fly)
Lineage: Eukaryota; Metazoa; Arthropoda; Insecta; Diptera; Muscidae
Product: zinc carboxypeptidase A 1
Exons: 1
Coding region: 12-1295 (427 amino acids)
Biological process (GO): proteolysis
Molecular function (GO): metallocarboxypeptidase activity; zinc ion binding
Source: RefSeq, a predicted model, not a curated record